GCGCAGGACGAGUUCUCUUCGAGAGUUUGCUAUUCUCUUCGUUAUAAAAGGCUACGUCGGUGGUACGUACGGUAACCUCGUCCGCGCGUGCUCGUUCGUUCGCCUGUCCAUCGUCCUCGUCGUCAAUUCUUUUUUUUUUUAACCCUUCUCGUCGUUUCUCAUCCUAAUGCUAUACCUUUUUUGAAUAUAUCGCGAGCGUAUCGCGAUCCCAAUAUAAUCUGCUUGUGAUCAUUAUUAUUAUCAUCAUCAUCAUUAUCAUCAUCAUCAUUAUCUUCGUCUUCGACAUUGUCGUUGUCAUCUUCAGUCGUUAUCAUCGGUCGUGGUUAGUCGUGGUGCGUGUGUGACACAGACGACAGAGUACGCAGGAGGAAAAACAGGAGGAGGAAGAAGAAGAGGAGAAGGAGGAGGUGGAGGAGGAGGAGGAGGAAAAGGAGCACAAGCAGGAGCAGGAGGAGAGGAGAAGGAAGAUCUGCCGAAGAAGUAGUAGGAGUAGGAUGAAGGGAAGAAGAACGAGAUUUCAAAAAUAAUAAUUUCGGGUACGCGAGGUAGAGGUUUUAACCGAAUGGAGGAAAAUUUCGCUACAACAAGUUGGAGAAUUGAUCGAUUUUGGUGAGCGGGAUAUGGUCUCAGGUGCGACGGCGGGGCGAUGACGCUCUAUCACCGUCCACCGUCAUCACCAGGAGUCCCCCAGGACUCACCCAGCUUCCUAAACCUAAUCCCACACCCGAUCCCGAUCCCAAUAAUCUCGACAACGAGGACGUAUCGUCUUUCCCGUCGAUCGGCAAGGACGACGUGGACGACGUGGUGGACGAAAACGACGACGACGACGACGACGACGAGGACAAGGACAAGGACAACGACGACAACGACGACGACGACGACGACGACGACGACGACACCGACGACGAGAAGCGUCGCGAAAACGGACGCUACGUGUUCGUUCGCGAAAAGGUAUGAGAGAUCGUCCUCAUCGCUAUCGAGAACAUCACGGACAGGCCAUGCCCCUCGAGGAGGUCCAAGGAUUGUUACUUCCACCCUCAAGAACAGGUAACCGGGGACCUUUGAAUGUGACGAUUGUACAGGUGGGAAGAGGGAAUGGGGGAGGUACUGGAGAUAGUGGAAAUGAUUUAUUGAGGUUGGAGCCGCCAUCGGAUUUAAGGCCCGCACCAUCGCCACUUUCCGAUACCAGUGCCACCUUACAGUCCGACAUUAAUGACACCUUUACUGGAGGUGUCGAUCCUAGGCUACUGUUGGGUGGCACUGGAAUCGGAGGUGAUCGUAACACGUGGGAGGGUCGUUAUCAUGUAAAGGAACAUCGCCGUGCUGGAAAAGCAACCUUCCAGGGUCAAGUUUACAACUUUUUGGAACGUCCCACCGGCUGGAAGUGCUUCCUGUAUCACUUCUCUGUGUAA
This is a messenger RNA of Vespa mandarinia (Asian giant hornet), 1412 nucleotides long. RefSeq lists its product as uncharacterized. The record is from RefSeq and is a predicted model, not a curated record. NCBI's taxonomy places the organism in Eukaryota, Metazoa, Arthropoda, Insecta, Hymenoptera, Vespidae.